Molecule: messenger RNA, 768 nt
Organism: Parasteatoda tepidariorum (common house spider)
Lineage: Eukaryota; Metazoa; Arthropoda; Arachnida; Araneae; Theridiidae
Source: RefSeq, a predicted model, not a curated record
AUGAUUAAACAAGUCUUAAGAAAAGUUCUGGGUCAUGCUUCCCUGAACUAUGAAGAACUUAAUACAAUACUAUGUGAGUGCGAACAGAUUUUAAAUUCUAGACCAAUUACAUAUGUGUCCGAAGAUGCAAAAGAUCCUUCUCCUUUGACACCUAUGAUGUUUCUCCAUGAACUACCAUCAUCGGGAGUCCCAGAUAUUGAUGAAAUAGAUGCAAAAGAACUUAGUCGUAGAGCCAAGUACAGACAACAACUUCGUAAUGAUUUGAGAAACAGGUUUCGUAACGAAUAUCUAGGACAGUUGAGACUCUACUCUGUUAAGAACAAAAGAUUUGAUAAAGUGAAUGUUGGAGACUUAGUUCUUUUAGAGGAGGCCAACAAAAAGCGUAUCCAUUGGCCCUUAGCUAAAAUUGUAGAGGUUCUACCCGGAAAGGACAAUGUGAUUCGCCUUGCUAAAGUCAAAACAGAAAACAGUGUUUUCCUCCGUCCAGUGCAAAGACUCUACCCUCUAGAACUUCAACCUGUAGAACUUGUCCCUAAAACCAUCGAAAGAAAGGACCCACCUGAUUCAACAAUUCCUGUGAGUGACCAGAAUGAUGGAGCAGCCAUUCAAAAGCCUGAUAUCCCGAGUGGCGAUCGAACCAGCUACCCUAUCACUUUUCCAGUGACCAGAGUUGGACGAGCUAUUAGACCACCACAACGUUUGAACUUGUUGAGCUCUUCAAUUAUUUCAGACCUCAAGGUGGGAGAAUGUUACGAACUGCAACCGUAA